Molecule: messenger RNA, 1305 nt
Organism: Camellia sinensis
Lineage: Eukaryota; Viridiplantae; Streptophyta; Magnoliopsida; Ericales; Theaceae
Gene: GA2OX8
Product: gibberellin 2-oxidase 8
Source: RefSeq, a predicted model, not a curated record
AGCUUAGGUUUUCUUGUUAUUUUCUCAACAAUGGUGGAGAACUGGUGCCCAUCGAACCAAGCAAUGGUGAAGAUUGAUAAAAUUCCAGUGCAUCAAAGCCAGUCUUCAAGCAUGGACUCAUCAGAGCCACCAUUUCAAGAGGCUUACAAAACCCUCUUCCUCAACUACACCGAAGCAGAAUCAAACCACGCCAACGAGCUCAUCAUCGUCAAAGAAUGUGAAUUACCGGUGAUUGAUUUGAGCCGGUUAGAGCUCGGAGAAUCAGAGAGAGAAGAGUGCAAGAGAGAGAUAGCUAAAGCUUCACAAGAAUGGGGGUUCUUCCAAGUUGUGAACCAUGGGAUUUCUACAGAGAUUUUGGAGAGAAUGAGAUGUGAGCAAGUGAAGGUGUUCAAGAGGCCUUUUAGGGAGAAGAUAAGAGAAGGGUAUAUGAAUUUCUCGGCGGGUAGUUACCGGUGGGGAACACCAUGGGCGACUUGCCUGAGGCAGAUAUCUUGGUCUGAAGCAUUUCAUGUUCCUUUGGACGAUAUUUGUGGCUUGGGUGGUCUCACCACUCUCAGCUCAACAAUGGAACAAUUUGCCACAACAGUUUCAGACUUGGCACAAAAGCUUGCUGAAAUAUUGGCAGAGAAAAUGGGUCACAAAGCCACAUUUUUCAAAGAAAAUUGUGUGCCCAGUACUUGCUAUCUCCGAAUGAACAGAUACCCACCAUGUCCAAUAUCUUCUGAGAUCUUUGGAUUAAUACCACACACAGACAGUGACUUCCUCACUGUAUUGCAUCAAGAUCAAAUUGGAGGAUUGCAGCUAGUGAAAGAUGGGAAAUGGAUUGCAGUUAAACCUAAUCCUGAUGCCCUCAUCAUUAACAUUGGUGACUUGUUUCAGGUAUGGAGCAAUGGUGUUUAUAGGAGUGUUGAACACCGGGUUGUGGCCAACAAGAAAAUGGAGAGAUUCUCUACUGCAUACUUCUUUUGUCCAUCCUAUGACACUCUGAUGCAGAGUUGUGUUGAGCCUUCAAUCUAUAGAAGGUUUAGCUUUAGAGAAUUCAGACAACAAGUCCAAGAGGAUGUCAAGAGAUUUGGCCACAAAAUAGGGCUUCCUAGGUUUCUUGUUUGAUAGUUCUAUAUAAGACAAGCCAUUUGUUGUUGAAUUUUUGCACAACUAAAUUAGGUUUUGCAUAUGGUAAGUAAAUCAUAUUGUAACCUUAUAGCAAUUGAAAUGGCCUUAUUUAAUCACUUAGCAAUGGUGAUUUGUAAACCAUAUCAUGCUUUUCAAAAAGUUGUUUCUUCAUCAAUUGUAGUCUCAACAAGA